Messenger RNA from Coregonus sp. 'balchen', 10196 nucleotides. Lineage: Eukaryota; Metazoa; Chordata; Actinopteri; Salmoniformes; Salmonidae. The record is from the annotation of a GenBank genome assembly.
UCAAUGGCGUUGCCCAUGCUGUCCCAGGCGCCGGAAUGACACAUAUACAAAGAGGAGUCAUGUAUCUAUCUCUAUGGGUGCCUUCUCAUGCUAACCUCCGUCUUGUCUUGACUGCAGCUCUUAACUUCUGUUUCAACUCUACUUUUCUGUUUCUCUGGUCGUUGUUUUCUACCACUCAAUCUUAUAGCCAUGUCUUGGACAACUAAAGUGUUAAAGCUAAUCGUGCUGGCUGGAGUGUCUGUGUUGAUAGUGAUGUACCUGCGGCAGUGGAUGGCUAGCAAACAGUAUGUCUUCACGAAGGAAGAUGUUGCUAUACUGGCCAAGCGAUACGCAGGUAAAUUGGUAGUUGGCUAGUCAGAGGCGCUUCAUUACGGAAACCCUUUAAUUACACGGAAGCAAACAGAACUAACGAUAGUUUCUAUUGGACAAGUUCAGGUAGUUCUCUCCGUUUCGUUUUCUUCCCUUUAUUAAACGGCGUAAUGAAUAUGCUCCUGAUAAUCAUUAAAUUGAUAUUUGUGAUGGUUAGCUUAACAUCAUGAAAAAGACUAGUGAAAUUAAGUGAAAAAGCCGUCGAAGCCGGUGUUUGGAGGAUAUAUUGGCACAGGUGUUGUUAGGCCCAAGACGAAGUCGAGUUUGAGUAAUUUAUUCAUACUAUUUCAUCCUAACACAAAAUAUAGUUCCGACACAAAUCUAGGGUUGCUGCCCGAACCGUCUUGUCGUUCUGUAUCAAUGGACGCGACCCAGUCGUUCUGUAUCUAUGGACGCGACCCAGUCGUUCUGUAUCAAUGGACGCGACCCAGUCGUUCUGUAUCUAUGGACGCGACCCAGUCGUUCUGUAUCUAUGGACGCGACCCAGUCGUUCUGUAUCUAUGGACGCGACCCAGUCGUUCUGUAUCUAUGGACGCGACCCAGUCGUUCUGUAUCUAUGGACGCGACCCAGUCGUUCUGUAUCUAUGGACGCGACCCAGUCGUUCUGUAUCUAUGGACGCGACCCAGUCGUUCUGUAUCUAUGGACGCGACCCAGUCGUUCUGUAUCUAUGGACGCGACCCAGUCGUUCUGUAUCUAUGGACGCGACCCAGUCGUUCUGUAUCAAUGGACGCGACCCAGUCGUUCUGUAUCUAUGGACGCGACCCAGUCGUUCUGUAUCUAUGGACGCGACCCAGUCGUUCUGUAUCUAUGGACGCGACCCAGUCGUUCUGUAUCUAUGGACGCGACCCAGUCGUUCAUUCUAAAUGUUCCAUUGCCAUACUGGCUGGCAACGUUCUUAUCCCUUGCUUGCUAGCUAGCCAACGACGGUUAACUUAGUCACAUCAAAGUGCAGCCAGAAUAACAGUAAAGUAACUGCAUUUGCAUUUGUUUAAGCUGUUUUCUAGUUACAUUUAUUUGGAUACAUCCAUAACAAUGAGCUAAUGAGGCGCUAUUUCGCCUGGCAUAGAAAAUGUGCUCUCUCGUCAGGACACUGAUGUUCAGAGGAGCUAGCCAACAACACAGCUAACACAAUCACUUUAAACUGAAGCUGGAAAGACUGCAAACUAGCUGCACUUUGUUUCAUUUGACCUUUUUUCAAUUUACAUUUCUUUGUAUAUAUCCAUACAAAUGAUGCCAGCUGAUUCAUGAUUUCGACUGUCUGAGAAACGCUGCCUGUCUGUCUGCCUGUCUGUCUGUCUCGUCCCGACUCCCAACACAUUCAUUACUAUGGGACAGCUGGAGAUCGAAUUUGAAUAUUGAAACAAUGUUGCAAAUGUCAGAGAGACAGACAGCAAGGUUUAUACAAAUCUCCGUGGUUUAAAUCUAAAUGUUAGUCUAAAAGAAAUGUGAGAUAAUGUCUAGAUGUUGUUUAUAGUGCAGAUUAAGUUUAUAAAUUGCCUGGCUGGGCUGAUGUGACAGUGGAUUGCGCAGUCAGAUGGAACUGAGUAAAUAAGCAUUUUAACAUAAUAGAUUUAGCCAGUGGUAACUUGUGGAAUAGACACCAGCUGGAAUGUGGUUUUAACCAAUCAGGAUUAGACCCACCCCUUGGCCAUAUACCACACCUCCUCGUGCUUUAUUGCUUAAAUAACCCACAAGUUAACUAGCUAGCUUAGUUGAUUGGCUGAUCAUCAACUUGCUGUAGGAUUAGACCCAAGCAUGUAGCUAGCUAGCUGUAAUUGUAUUAUGCCAGCCUUCCAGAUCUAGUUACAGCUAAGUGAUCCUACUAGCCAAAUGGUUUUGACUAGAACGAGGUGAAUUAGUAGUUGAGAGAGGUGAGUGAGAGCUCUUGCAAGCCAACAUCAGCAUGCUAUCUUGUUAAAAAGGGGAGGGUUCAUCUUUGAUAACAGUGUGAGGUCAGGGACAUGCUAGACAUGAGAUGUAGAUUACUGCUGUUAAUAAGGAACUUCUACCGUCCUAUAGUUGUCUGGUAGCACUGAUUUAUCACUGAUGUUGUCUCCUCCAGGCCAGGACCACGACCAGGCGUUCGCCAAGGUGGUGGUGGAGCUGCGGAGGAAGUACCCUGGUCACAUCCUACCGGACGAGGACCUGCAGUGGGUGUUCGUUAACGCGGGUGGCUGGAUGGGCUCCAUGUGUCUGCUCCAUGCCUCCCUCACUGAGUACGUCCUGCUGUUCGGCACUGCCGUGGACACUGGAGGACACUCAGGUUAGGAUCUCUCUGGGUUCACACACUGCCGUGGACACUGGAGGACACUCAGGUUAGGAUCUCUCUGGGUUCACACACUGCCGUGGACACUGGAGGACACUCAGGUUAGGAUCUCUCUGGGUUCACACACUGCCGUGGACACUGGAGUACACUCAGGUUAGGAUCUCUCUGGGUUCACACACUGCCGUGGACACUGGAGGACACUCAGGUUAGGAUCUCUCUGGGUUCACACACUGCGUGGACACUGGAGGACACUCAGGUUAGGAUCCUCUGGGUUCACACACUGCCGUGGACACUGGAGGACACUCAGGUUAGGAUCUCUCUGGGUUCACACACUGCUGUGGACACUGGAGGACACUCAGGUUAGGAUCUCUCUGGGUUCACACACUGCCCCUAUGUCAUACACUGGAUAGGUCCAGUGUAAUGUGUUGUUUUACAGGGUCAGCCAUAGUACAUUUACAUUACAUUUUAGUCAUUUAGCAGACGCUCUUAUCCAGAGCGACUUACAGUUAGUGAAUACAUAUUUUUUUAUACUGGCCCCCCGUGGGAAUCGAACCCACAACCCUGGCGUUGCAAACGGCAUGCUCUAUCAACUGAGCUACAUCCCUGCCGGCCAUUCCCUCCCCUACCCUGGACAACGCUGGGCCAAUUGUGCGCCGCCGUUUUACAGGGUCAGCCAUAGUAGUAUGAUAGGUGCAGUGUAAUGUGUUGUUUUACAGGGUCAGCCAUAGUAGUAUGAUAGGUGCAGUGUAAUGUGUUGUUCUACAGGGUCAGCCAUAGUAGUAUGAUAGGUGCAGUGUAAUGUGUUGUUUUACAGGGUCAGCCAUAGUAGUAUGAUAGGUGCAGUGUAAUGUGUUGUUCUACAGGGUCAGCCAUAGUAGUAUGAUAGGUCCAGUGUAAUGUGUUGUUUUACAGGGUCAGCCAUAGUAGUAUGAUAGGUGCAGUGUAAUGUGUUUGUUUUACAGGGUCAGCCAUAGUAGUAUGAUAGGUGCAGUGUAAUGUGUUGUUCUACAGGGUCAGCCAUAGUAGUAUGAUAGGUCCAGUGUAAUGUGUUGUUUUACAGGGUCAGCCAUAGUAGUAUGAUAGGUGCAGUGUAAUGUGUUGUUUUACAGGGUCAGCCAUAGUAGUAUGAUAGGUCCAGUGUAAUGUGUUGUUCUACAGGGUCAGCCAUAGUAGUAUGAUAGGUCCAGUGUAAUGUGUUGUUUUACAGGGUCAGCCAUAGUGGUAUGAUAGGUGCAGUGUAAUGUGUUGUUUUACAGGGUCAGCCAUAGUAGUAUGAUAGGUGCAGUGUAAUGUGUUGUUCUACAGGGUCAGCCAUAGUAGUAUGAUAGGUGCAGUGUAAUGUGUUGUUCUACAGGGUCAGCCAUAGUAGUAUGAUAGGUCCAGUGUAAUGUGUUGUUUUACAGGGUCAGCCAUAGUAGUAUGAUAGGUCCAGUGUAAUGUGUUGUUUUACAGGGUCAGCCAUAGUAGUAUGAUAGGUGCAGUGUAAUGUGUUGUUCUACAGGGUCAGCCAUAGUAGUAUGAUAGGUGCAGUGUAAUGUGUUCUACAGGGUCAGCCAUAGUAGUAUGAUAGGUCCAGUGUAAUGUCUUGUUUUACAGGGUCAGCCAUAGUAGUAUGAUAGGUGCAGUGUAAUGUGUUGUUCUACAGGGUCAGCCAUAGUAGUAUGAUAGGUCCAGUGUAAUGUGUUGUUUUACAGGGUCAGCCAUAGUAGUAUGAUAGGUGCAGUGUAAUGUGUUUGUUCUACAGGGUCAGCCAUAGUAGUAUGAUAGGUGCCAGUGUAUGUGUUGUUUAACAGGGUCAGCCAUAGUAGUAUGAUAGGUCCAGUGUAAUGUUUUGUUUACAGGGUCAGCCAUAGGUAGUAUGAUAGGUGCAGUGUAAUGUGUUGGUUUUUACAGGGUCAGCCAUAGUAGUAUGAUAGGUGCAGUGUAAUGUGUUGUUCUACAGGGUCAGCCAUAGUAGUAUGAUAGGUCCAGUGUAAAUGUGUUGUUUUACAGGGUCAGCCAUAGUAGUAUGAUAGGGUGCAGUGUAAUGUGUUGUUUCUACAGGGUCAGCCAUAGUAGUAUGAUAGGUCGCAGUGUAAUGUGUUGUUUUACAGGGUCAGCCAUAGUAGUAUGAUCGGUGCAGUGUAAUGUGUUGUUCUACAGGGUCAGCCAUAGUAGUAUGAUAGGUGCCAGUGUAAUGUGUUCUUCUACAGGUCAGGCCAUAGUAGUAUGAUAGGUCAGUGUAAUGGUUGUUUACAGGGUCAGCCAUAGUAGUAUGAAUAGGUGCAGUGUAAUGUGUUGUUCUACAGGGUCAGCCAUAGUAGUAUGAUAGGUGUAGUGUAAUGUGUUGUUUUACAGGGUCAGCCAUAGUAGUAUGAUAGGUGCAGUGUAAAUGUGUGUUUUACAGGGUCAGCCAUAGUAGUAUGAUAGGUCCAGUGUAAUGUGUUGUUUUUACAGGGUCAGCCAUAGUAGUAUGAUAGGUGCAGUGUAAUGUGUUGUUCUACAGGGUCAGCCAUAGUAGUAUGAUAGGUGCAGUGUAAUUUUGUUCUACAGGGUCAGCCAUAGUAGUAUGAUAGGUCCAGGUAAUGUCUUGUUUUACAGGGUCAGCCAUAGUAGUAUGAUAGGUGCAGUGUAAUGUGUUGUUUCUACAGGGUCAGCCAUAGUAGUAUGAUAGGUCCAGUGUAAUGUGUUGUUUUACAGGGUCAGCCAUAGUAGUAUGAUAGGUGCAGUGUAAUGUGUUGUUCUACAGGGUCAGCCAUAGUAGUAUGAUAGGUGCAGUGUAAUGUGUUCUACAGGGUCAGCCAUAGUAGUAUGAUAGGUCCAGUGUAAUGUCUUGUUUUACAGGGUCAGCCAUAGUAGUAUGAUAGGUCCAGUGUAAUGUGUUGUUUUACAGGGUCAGCCAUAGUAGUAUGAUAGGUGCAGUGUAAUGUGUUGUUUUACAGGGUCAGCCAUAGUAGUAUGGCGCCCGUGGAAUAAAUGAGGGUUAAGUGCCUUGCUCAAGGGCAAAUCGACAGAUAUUUCACCUGGUCGGCUAGGGUAAUCGAAUCAGUGACCUUUAGGUUACUGGCCCAACUCUCUAACCACUAGGCUACCUGCUGGUUACUGGCCCAACGCUCUAACCACUAGGCUACCUGCUGGUUACUGGCCCAACUCUCUAACCACUAGACUACCUGCUGGUUACUGGCCCAACUCUCUAACCACUAGGCUACCUGCUGGUUACUGGCCCAACACUCUAACCACUAGGUUACCUGCUGGUUACUGGCCCAACACUCUAACCACUAGACUACCUGCUGGUUACUGGCCCAACUCUCUAACCACUAGGCUACCUGCUGGUUACUGGCCCAACGCUCUAACCACUAGGCUACCUGCUGGUUACUGGCCCAACUCUCUAACCACUAGGUUACCUGCUGGUUACUGGCCCAACACUCUAACCACUAGGCUACCUGCUGGUUACUGGCCCAACACUCUAACCACUAGGCUACCUGCUGGUUACUGGCCCAACUCUCUAACCACUAGGCUACCUGCUGGUUACUGGCCCAACUCUCUAACCACUAGGCUACCUGCUGGUUACUGGCCCAACGCUCUAACCACUAGACUACCUGCUGGUUACUGGCCCAACGCUCUAACCACUAGACUACCUGCUGGUUACUGGCCCAACUCUCUAACCACUAGGCUACCUGCUGGUUACUGGCCCAACUCUCUAACCACUAGGCUACCUGCUGGUUACUGGCCCAACUCUCUAACCACUAGACUACCUGCUGGUUACUGGCCCAACACUCUAACCACUAGGCUACCUGCUGGUUACUGGCCCAACGCUCUAACCACUAGGCUACCUGCUGGUUACUGGCCCAACUCUCUAACCACUAGGCUACCUGCUGGUUACUGGCCCAACUCUUGAACCUCUAGGCUACCUGCUGGUUACUGGCCCAACUCUCUAACCACUAGGCUACCUGCUGGUUACUGGCCCAACUCUCUAACCACUAGACUACCUGCUGGUUACUGGCCCAACUCUCUAACCACUAGGCUACCUGCUGGUUACUGGCCCAACUCUCUAACCACUAGGCUACCUGCUGGUUACUGGCCCAACUCUCUAACCACUAGGCUACCUGCUGGUUACUGGCCCAACACUCUAACCACUAGACUACCUGCUGGUUACUGGCCCAACUCUCUAACCACUAGGCUACCUGCUGGUUACUGGCCCAACUCUCUAACCACUAGGCUACCUGCUGGUUACUGGCCCAACCUCUAACACUACUACCUGCGGUUACUGGCCCAACUCUCUAACCACUAGGCUACCUGCUGGUUACUGGCCCAACUCUCUAACCACUAGGCUACCUGCUGGUUACUGGCCCAACACUCUAACCACUAGGCUACCUGCUGGUUACUGGCCCAACUCUCUAACCACUAGGCUACCUGCUGGUUACUGGCCCAACACUCUAACCACUAGGCUACCUGCUGGUUACUGGCCCAACUCUCUAACCACUAGGCUACCUGCCUGGUUACUGGCCCAACUCUCUAACCACCAGGCUACCUGCUGGUUACUGGCCCAAACUCUUGAACCUCUAGGCUACCUGCUGGUUACUGGCCCAACUCUCUAACCACUAGGCUACCUGCUGGUUACUGGCCCAACUCUCUAACCACUAGGCUACCUGCUGGUUACUGGCCCAACUCUCUAACCACUAGGCUUCCUGCUGGUUACUGGCCCAACUCUCUAACCACUAGGCUACCUGCUGGUUACUGGCCCAACUCUCUAAACCACUAGGCUACCUGCUGGUUACUGGCCCAACUCUCUAACCACUAGGCUUCCUGCUGGUUACUGGCCCAACUCUCUAACCACUAGGCUACCUGCUGGUUACUGGCCCAACUCUCUAAACCACUAGGCUACCUGCUGGUUACUGGCCCAAACUCUAGAACCUCUAGGCUACCUGCUGGUUACUGGCCCAACUCUCUAACCACUAGGCUACCUGCGGUUACGGCCCAACUCUCUAACCACUAGGCUACCUGAUGGUUACUGGCCCAACUCUCUAACCACUAGACUACCUGCUGUGGUUACUGGCCCAACUACUCUAACACCUGACUACCUGCCGGUUACUGCCCAACUCUCAACCACUAGGUUACCUGCUGGUUACUGGCCCAACUCUCUAACCACUAGGCUACCUGAUGGUUACUGGCCCAACUCUCUAACCACUAGGCUACCUGAUGGUUACUGGCCCAACUCUCUAACCACUAGACUACCUGCUGGUUACUGGCCCAACUCUCUAACCACUAGACUACCUGCUGGUUACUGGCCCAACUCUCUAACCACUAGGUUACCUGCUGGUUACUGGCCCAACUCUCUAACCACUAGGCUACCUGCUGGUUACUGGACCAACUCUCUAACCACUAGGUUACCUGCUGGUUACUGGCCCAACUCUCUAACCACUAGACUACCUGCUGGUUACUGGCCCAACUCUCUAACCUCUAGGCUACCUGCCGGUUACUGGCCCAACUCUCUAACCACUAGGCUACCUGAUGGUUACUGGCCCAACUCUCUAACCACUAGGUUACCUGCUGGUUACUGGCCCAACUCUCUAACCACUAGGCUACCUGCUGGUUACUGGCCCAACUCUCUAACCACUAGACUACCUGCUGGUUACUGGCCCAACUCUCUAACCACCAGGCUACCUGCUGGUUACUGGCCCAACUCUCUAACCACUAGGCUACCUGCUGGUUACUGGCCCAACCCUCUAACCACUAGGCUACCUGCUGGUUACUGGCCCAACUCUCUAACCACUAGACUACCUGCUGGUUACUGGCCCAACUCUCUAACCACUAGGCUACCUGCCGCCCUAUAAAGUGAAUAGGGUACCAUUUGGGUCACAUCUCAAAAGUCUAAUUCUUAAGGUGUUCUGUCCUCUGUCGUAUCCCUCCCUGCCAGAGGGAGGAGAACACAAGGAAUGAGGAAACCCUUUUUAUAUUCACCCACAGUGUGCAGUAGCAUCACAGUAACCUGUUGUUCUUCUGUUCUGUUAUUAACUUGUUGAACUUCUCUUAAGGUCGUUACUGGGCUGAAAUAUCAGACACCAUCAUCUCUGGGACCUUCAGGCAGUGGAAGGAGGGAUCAACUAAGAGUGAAAUGUACUAUCCAGGUAAGACCACAGAGAUCCUAUUACAUUCUAUGUGUUAGACACUACAGCUGUUCUACCCAGGUAAAACACGGGUCAAUGAGGUUAGGCAGGUAGCCUAGCGGUAGCCUAGCGGUUAGAGGGUUGGGCCAGUAACCAGCAGGUAGCCUAGCGGUUAGAGGGUUGGGCCAGUAACCAGCAGGUAGCCUAGCGGUAGCCUAGCGGUAGCCUAGCGGUUAGAGAGUUGGGCCAGUAACCAGCAGGUAGCCUAGCGGUAGCCUAGCGGUAGCCUAGCGGUUAGAGGGUUGGGCCAGUAACCAGCAGGUAGCCUAGCGGUUAGAGGGUUGGGCCAGUAACCAGCAGGUAGCCUAGCGGUAGCCUAGCGGUAGCCUAGCGGUUAGAGAGUUGGGCCAGUAACCAGCAGGUAGCCUAGCGGUAGCCUAGCGGUUAGAGAGUUGGGCCAGUAACCAGCAGGUAGCCUAGCGGUAGCCUAGCGGUAGCCUAGCGGUUAGAGAGUUGGGCCAGUAACCAGCAGGUAGCCUAGCGGUUAAGAGCGUUCGGCCAUUAACUAAAGGUCUCCGAGACGACUAGGUGAAAAAUCUGUCUGUGCCCUUGAGCAGGGCCCUUAACCCUAAUUGCUCCUGUAAGUGGCUCUGGAUAAGAGUGUCUGCUAAAUGACUUGCAUGUCAAUGGAAACUAGCCUACCAACUAGUAAGGUGGAGUGGGCCUACGUUGUAGUGUCUUUUGUAUCAGCUGUGUGUGUUUGUGUUAACAGGUGACACGAUAGUCCACACGGUAGGCGAGGCAACGUCGGUCCAAUGGAGUGCUGGGACGUGGAUGGUGGAGUAUGGCAGAGGCUUCAUCCCCUCCACCCUGGGGUUCGCCCUGGCAGACACUCUGUUCAGCACACAGGACUUCCUUACUAUGUUCUAUACAGUACGGGUCUACGCCAAGGGAAUGCUGCUAGAGGCCAAUACACUACUCACCGAGGCUGGGGUCUUCUGAGCAACCUGACCCCUAACCCUCACCGAGGCUGACGUCUUCUGAGCAACCUGACCCCUAACCCUCACCGAGGCUGGGGUCUUCUGAGCAACCUGACCCCUAACCCUCACCGAGGCUGGGGUCUUCUGAGCAACCUGACCCCUAACCCUCACCGAGGCUGACGUCUUCUGAGCAACCUGACCCCUAACCCUCACCGAGGCUGACGUCUUCUGAGCAACCUGACCCCUAACCCUCACCGAGGCUGACGUCUUCUGAGCAACCUGACCCCUAACCCUGACCGAGGCUGACGUCUUCUGAGCAACCUGACCCCUAACCCUCACCGAGGCUGACGUCUUCUGAGCAACCUGACCCCUAACCCUCACCGAGGCUGACGUCUUCUGUGGUACCUGACCUCUAAACCUUGAACCUCUUAGAGUUAGAUAUACGUGUUGAUUGCAUCCCAUAAACGAAUAGCUACUGUUCCUUGCUCUGUUAG